Suillus clintonianus is the source of this 1064-nucleotide messenger RNA. RefSeq lists its product as uncharacterized. Gene Ontology annotation, molecular function: hydrolase activity; carboxy-lyase activity. Lineage: Eukaryota; Fungi; Basidiomycota; Agaricomycetes; Boletales; Suillaceae. The record is from RefSeq and is a predicted model, not a curated record. Gene Ontology annotation, biological process: secondary metabolic process. The transcript has 7 exons. Gene Ontology annotation, cellular component: cytoplasm. Bases 84 to 1064 code for a protein of 326 amino acids.
GUAUAACCGUGGGGUCUAUAUAUAGGUCUCAGCGAUGAUAACAAGUAAGCCUGGCUUUACAUCUAUUCACCUAACCCCGCAAGAUGUCCCCUCAGAACAUACGCAUUGAUGUUCACCAUCAUUUCUUUCUCGACGCUGAAAAAAAGGCAAAGAAAAAUCUGGAAGUAGGCUGGCGAACACCAGAAGAAAACUUGCCUUGGAAACCGCUGAUUAGUUUAGACGCCAUGGACAAGCUGGGCGUUCGAACAGCGAUUCUCUCUCCCCCUCCAGUCACAUCCUCUUCAAUUGGGGAGGAAAACCGCUCGGAAGUGAGGCAGCAGAAUAUUUAUGCAUCGCAAUUGUGCGCCGCAUAUCCUGACAGAUUCAGAUUUUUCGCUGGCCUCCCAUUCCUGGAUGAUGUUGAAGCUUCGUUAGAGGAGAUUGCCUUCUCCUUUGACGUCCUUGGCGCAGAUGGAGUGGCUCUGAUAUCCAGUUAUGGGGAUGGCAAUUCUGCGAAGUAUGUCGCCGACGACUUGUAUGACCCUAUCUGGAAGGAAUUAGACCGAAGAAGCGCCGUCGUGCUUUUACAUGGUACUCAGACGCCUUCCUCCACGCCAUACCCUCAUCCUUGGCUUGGCGUGCCAAUUACUGAGGUCCCCAACGAGACCUAUAAAGCUGCCGCCCACCUGGUGGUCAGCGGAAAGAAACGACGCUUCCAUAACGUGAACAUAAUCCUCACUCAUCUGGGCGGGAGCACGCCAUUCCUUGCCUCACGCGUCGCUGCCCUUUCGCACCACAUGGGUUGCCCGUUGACGCCGGACGAGAUCAUAGACGAUUUCAAGAGCUUCUAUUACGAAACUGCUCUUAGCGCCCACGAAACGACGCUUACCGCAAUGUCAACAUUCGUACCAUCCGAGCGCCUCCUCUUCGGAACUGAUUUUCCAGCUGUGAGUACCAAGACAGCCGGGUGGUACACGGAGAACUUGGAAAAUUAUUUCGCCGGAAGACCACUGGACCUUGCCAAUAUCAUGCGCGAUAACGCUCUUAGGCUCUUUCCAAACCUAGGGCGAACCAAAGCGCAAUAG